AUGUUGCUUUUACUCCUACUCGCCUUACCCGUAAUAAAUGCUGAACCAAUCCCACGUCCAUGUGGUACAAUGCGAUCCUUCUUUUCUGCGGAAUCGCGCAUUGUCGGGGGCGAGACAGCACCCGAAUAUGCCUGGCCGUGGCAAGUUUAUUUAACAUUAAAUAAUAUGUUUAUUUGUGGUGGUACAUUAAUUGAUAGACAACAUGUAAUAACAAGUGCACAUUGUGUUGCUAAACCAGUAAAUAAUACAAGUGAUCUAUUUGUUCGUGUUGGCGCACAAAAUAUGGUACGCGAAGGUUAUUAUGCUGGAACAAACUAUCGUAUAUCAAAGAAAUUUAUCCAUGAAAAAUAUUCGAUACCUGAAUAUGGCUAUGAUAUAGCUCUAUUGCGCUUAAACAAUACAGUUGAUAUAAGUGAUACAGUGAAUUUUGUUUGUUUACCAACAAGUCCAGAUUUUAAUGUAUCGAUGUAUCAACCUGUUGUCAUAACUGGCUUUGGUUUAACAAGUGAAGGUGGUUAUCUACCAUAUAGAUUACAACAAGGAGUUAUACAAGUUUUACCAACAUGUUCAUUUGCUUAUCCAUGGUUUAAUAGUACGACACAGAUUUGCGCUGGACUUUUAGGUGGUGGAAGAGAUACAUGUCAAGGCGAUUCAGGGGGACCAUUAGUUUACAAACCACGUAAAUCUGAUCAAUGGAUUAUGUUUGGUAUUACAUCAUACGGUUAUGGAUGCGGACGAUUUUAUUAUCCAGGAAUAUCGCAUCAUCCGCCAGUAACCAAUUUUUAUGUAUCAAAUCGUAAAGAAGGCUUUGCUGUACAAGGAAGUAUAUUGGCGCGAUCGAAAUUCUAUGGAAAUAGCCUCUCGGCUAUUCUCGAUGGAACAGCUCGACUUACUCUACUCAAUAGAGGAGAAGAUUAUAUUAUUACAAUGCCCUAUGCUAACUGCAAAGGCAUUCUAAUUGGUAAAUUAACUAUGGAACUAGGUGGUAAAGUAACCAUUGUUUGUGAAAAAACGCGAUAUUCAGCUGAUAUUGAAUUUAAAUUAAAACCAUUUAUUGGCGGUCAGGAGCUUACAAAUCACAUUGAAGGAAAAAUUCGACUUGAAAAAGAUGUUUUAUAUACAUUUUCUGGUCAUUGGGAUGAUGAAAUCAUACUUGUAGAUAAAGCAACUAAUGCAAGAAGCUUGUUUUGGAAAGUUUCACAGCCAGUAGUUAAUUCGCGAUUAAAACGAUAUGUUGUACCAAUUGAACAACAACGAGAUAAUGAAUCGGAGAAAUUAUGGCAACGUGUUACAGCAGCUAUUAAACAAAACGAUCAAGUGUCAGCAACAGAAGAAAAAACAAUUAUUGAAGAUGAACAAAGAAAACAGAUCAAAGAACGUAAAGCAACCAGUACUGAAUGGCAUCCACGUUUAUUCAAUAUUGAUCCAAAUUCGAAAGAAUGGAUUUAUACUUAUUCUGACGCUCGUCCAUGGGAUGCUCACAACGAUAUAUCAACUUUUGAAAAUAAUUUCAUAAUCUGUACUCGUACGCGCCAUCGUUCACAAAAUAUGAAUCGUACAAAUAAAUCAUCAAGUCGAAAUAAUUCUAUAAUAAAUACUGUCGGAAGACCGUCGGCAUUAACUCGUGGUCCAUCACCAUCACUGAAUAAUAUUCGUGACGACGAUGCACCAUAUCUCACACCAAAUAUCAAUAAUCAAGCAUCGCUACUGUUGAAUUCUUCUGAUGAUGUAGUAUCAACUUUAAAAUGUAUGGACACAACACUAAGUCGCAUAAGUCAACGCCUCGAUAUGUAUGAAAAAGAUCUACAUUAUUUAAAAAGCCAUCGAAAAACUCAUGAACACAAUCAAGUCAAUUCUUUUUCAUCAUAUAUUCAAUUAAUUCUUAUUAUCAUCGUGGCAAUCAUAUUAAAAUACAUCUUUCAUUAA
Molecule: messenger RNA, 1926 nt
Organism: Rotaria socialis
Lineage: Eukaryota; Metazoa; Rotifera; Eurotatoria; Philodinida; Philodinidae
Source: the annotation of a GenBank genome assembly